Eleginops maclovinus (Patagonian blennie) is the source of this 1916-nucleotide messenger RNA. RefSeq names its product APEX nuclease (apurinic/apyrimidinic endonuclease) 2 (gene apex2). NCBI's taxonomy places the organism in Eukaryota, Metazoa, Chordata, Actinopteri, Perciformes, Eleginopidae. Gene Ontology annotation, biological process: base-excision repair. The record is from RefSeq and is a predicted model, not a curated record. The transcript has 6 exons. Gene Ontology annotation, molecular function: zinc ion binding; DNA binding; DNA-(apurinic or apyrimidinic site) endonuclease activity. The coding region runs from base 90 to 1790 and encodes 566 amino acids. Gene Ontology annotation, cellular component: nucleus.
GUAUGUGAGUUUGGCUGCAGCUCAAUUCCGUUGUACAUGCAUGCGGUCUGUCAAAAAAAAAACGGUAGAUUUAUUUAUUGAUUUACAGAAUGAAGAUCGUUACCUGGAACAUAAAUGGCAUAAGGACUUUCAGAGGAGGCAUUAAAAAGGCUCUUGAUUCACUGGACGCGGAUAUAAUCUGUGUUCAAGAGACAAAAGUGACAAGAGACCUGCUUGAUGAAAGAACUGGCAUUGUUGACGGUUACAACUCUUAUUUCAGCUUCAGUCGAGGACGCAGCGGCUAUUCAGGAGUUGCCACUUACUGUAAAGACAGUGCCACUCCAUGUGCUGCUGAAGAGGGUCUCACCGGUCUGUUGACCCACCACGAAGGGGCUGUUGGAUGUUAUGGAGACCAGUCUGAGUUCAGCAGCGAGGAACUUCAGCUGCUGGACAAUGAAGGACGAGCCGUUAUCACACAGCACAGAAUCAUGUGUCAGGACAAAGAGCAAACUGUAACUGUGAUCAACGUGUACUGUCCGCGGGCCGACCCUGAGAAGCCGGAGCGAAAGCAGUUCAAGCUGCAGUUCUACAAACUGCUUCAGAGUCGGGCUGAAACUAUACUGAAAGAUGGCAGCCACGUUAUUGUUUUAGGAGACGUAAACACAUCUCACCGGCAAAUAGACCACUGUGACCCAAGCGACAUUGAGGACUUUGGUGAAAACCCUGGGAGGAAAUGGCUGAAUGGCUUCUUGCAUAGUGGCAGACCAACAGAGGAAACGAAUGAGGAGCAAACCAACGAAGAAUUUGAGGUAACUUCUUCAGAUCCCGUCCACGGGGGGAAAUUUGUGGAUACAUUUCGCUAUUUCCACCCCACCCGCACCAGCGCCUUCACAUGCUGGUCCACCAUGACUGGAGCACGGCAAACCAACUACGGCACGCGCAUCGACUACAUAUUCGCCAACUGCCAGCUCGCCAAGGAGCAGUUUUUGGCAGCGGACAUCAUGCCGGAGGUGGAGGGGUCGGACCACUGCCCUGUGUGGGGGAAGCUGAGCUGCGCCCUACUGCCCAGCUCCAAAACUCCCCCCUUCUGUACAUGCUACCUGCCAGAGUUUGCAGGAAAGCAGCAGAAGCUAUCCCGCUUCUUUGUUAAAGUGGACCAAAAAUCAAUUCAGUCUGAGCACAGGGAGGCUUUGCCGGGAUCUCAAGAAGAGGAGGAAAGGAGGGAGAACUUAAACCCAUUCGGAGCUGGAAACGCCUCUGGUAAAAAACGGUUAUUAACAUCAGACUCGGUUGUCCCAAAGGGGAAAAAGACUAAGACUUGUCCAAAGCCACAGGGCAGCCUCCUCUCCUUCUUCAAACCCAAACUCCCAACGGCUGCUCCCUCUACUGAAGCCCCUGAAAAAAAAACAUUUGUCUCUGACGAAGAUACCUCUUCGCAAAACUCCCAAAAGGCGUGCACAACCAGCAAAGAUGUUUCCUCAGCCCCAAGCGGCGAACCUGUCCCUGAGCUCCUCGAUGAUGGUUCACCGCAGCUCUGCACCACAGUGGAGAGUGACAAACAGAUUAAACUAAAACAUUUAACCCCAGCGCCAAAGAAAGGGGCUUCGUUGGUGUUCUGGAAGUCAGUGCUUCACGGGCCGCCUCCACCUCCCUCCUGUAAAGUCCACGGGGAACCCUGUGUGCUGCGUACUGUGAAGAAGGAGGGGCCGAACUUCGGAAAACAGUUCUUUGUGUGCGCCCGUCCUCAGGGACACGCCUCCAACCCAGACGCUCGGUGUAAUUUCUUUGCGUGGGUCGAAAAGGGGAAGUAACAUGUUGACUGUGCGGACAGGUGUUUUUCCUAGCUAGUUACUACACAAAUGUCUCAUCAUUUCACACAUUUUAAUUGCUGUUUGUAUGUCUUGUUAUUAUAAUAGUAUUAAAAGGUUGCUUUUUUC